GAUGGUCUUUAAGCGGCUCCUCCCGAUAGAAAAGCGAGUAGAGCAGGCAUGGCACGAGUUCUUCGCAGAUCCUUCUCUUUGGUGGGACAAUCGCGCUAAAAACUGGCCCAAGUUUCCAGACUUCAAGCAUUCCACCACCGGCGAGUGCUUGUGGCUCAACGCCAGGGAGUGCCCGGAAUGGGUCCACAGCAAGCUCGCCUCGCUGAAAACUCUGGCCGCGGGACAAUCUGGACGAGCACAAUACAAAAAGAGAGAGAUCGAAACCAACCAUGGAAGCCCUUCUCUCCAGCUCGCACAACCAGUAAGUACACUCCCAUGCUCCUCGCAGAAACGCGAUGCAUCUGGAGUGACAGCAGCCAGCGUACUCGCUGCCCUCAAAUCCUGCCGAAGCUCCACGCAUUUAUCCACGGGGAAGCAGCUUCACCGGCAGGCGGACGAGUGUGGCCUCGUCUCCAAUCCUUUCAUGGCGUGUAGCCUGAUCGCCAUGUAUGGGAGGUGUGGCAGCAUGCCGCUCGCGCAGCAGCUCUUUGACGGGAUGCCGCAGCACGACGUUUUCACCUGGAACUCGUUGAUCCUGGGAUACGUCACGGCCGGGGACAGUGACGUUGCGUUACAGCUCUUUGACGCCAUGGACUGCGAGCCGGACUCGCGGAGCUUUGUCUUCGCGCUCAAGGCCUGUGCCGGCUCGGCUGCUCGGGAAGGAAAGGAUCCAGUUCUCGGCCAGCUUGUGAAGAAGCGGUGCUUGGAGAGGGGCAUGGCUUUGCAUGCCGCAGCGGCGAAGCGUGGCUUUGUCUCCGACUUGUACGUAGCGAGCACGAUGGUGGACAUGUACGCAAAGUGUGGGAGCAUGGCGCAAGCUCGCAACGUUUUUGACGAGAUGAAAGAGCGCAACGCAGUCUCGUGGACGGCUCUCAUGCUCGGCUAUGUCGAGAAUGGCGAAGAUCUUCUGGCUUUGGAGCUGUUUGAGAGGAUGAAGGAGGACGGGAACUGUGUUGUGGAUGCCAAAGUUUUGGUGGCGGCACUCAUGGCGUGUGCGAAGCUUGCCGCUACUGGAAGUUCGAAGGAGAUACUGGACAAAGGUCGAGAGCUUCAUGCUCGAGCUCGAAAGAGCGGCUUGAUCAACAGUUUUGUGGAGAGCACGCUCGUCAGCAUGUACUCCAAGUGCGGCAGCAUGACCGAAGCUCGGGCUGUUUUCGACCAGAUGGUGAGCCCGGACACAGUGACUGUCAACUCGCUCAUGCUCGGCUACGUUGACAACGAAGAGAGCGAGUCCGCUCUAGAGCUUGUUCGGAGUUGUGUGAUACCAGACUCUCGGACGCUGGUUGCUGGACUGGCUGCCUGCGCUCGCUGCGCCAAGAAGAAUCCCGCUGACAAGCCAAAGUUCUUGAAGCUAGGACAAGAUUUCCACUCGCAGGCUCUCCAGGACCCGGAAAGACUGCUCGACAUUUACGUGCAAACCACCCUGGUCGACAUGUACUCGAGCUGCGGCAGCACCUCAGAGGCUCGAGCAGUGUUUGAUGGCAUCGAUCUCGGAUCGCGCACGGUAGCAACCUGGAAUGCGAUGCUCCUAGGAUACGCUGAGAACGGCGAGAGUGCGUUGGCUCUUGACCUCUAUCGCCAGAUGACGGGAUCAAGCUGCCAAGCAAACUCCAUCACGCUGGUGGCCGCGCUCAUGGCCUGCGGCAACUUAAUGGCGCUCGACGCCGGACGGGCGAUCAUCCUGGAGGAUCAAGGUGGCGCGAAGCUGCUCCAAAAAGGCGGCGGCCAUGAUCCGUUCCUGGCAGCCACCAGCGUGAUAAACUUCUACGCCAAGUGUGGAGACAUAGAGGAAGCAGAGAGGGCGUUUAAUGAGAUGCCAGUCAAAGACACGGCUGCACGGAAUGCGCUCCUGUCGGCCUACUCCCAGCAGGGAGACAGCUCCCGGGCUUGUGAUGUUUUCGACAAGAUGGUGGACGAGAAUGUCGGGGUGGAUAAAGUCACUCUUGUCUGUGUGCUGCGAGCUUGCAGCCGGGGCGGAUUGGUUGCCAGGGGCAAGGCCUACUUCGAUGCAAUGGCCAAGGUGUACGGUAUAACCCCCACGCUGGAGCAUUAUGGUUGCAUGGUGGAUCUUCUCGGCCGGGCCGGUUCGAUUGGGGAGGCCGUGGACAUGGUCCGUGCGAUGCCGUACGAGCCCGAUGUGGCGGUGUGGACGGCCGUGUUGAGCGCCUGCCGCAAGUGGGGAAGUGUGGAGUUUGGGAAGGUUGCGUUUGAGGCCCUGGUGGGGCUGGACCCGACGAACUCGAUCCCGUAUGUGUUGAUGGCCCAGAUCUAUCGGACUGUGGGGAUGGAGGACAAGCAGGAGCAAGUCGAGAGGAUGAGAAAGUUGGCGGGGGCUUGGAAAAAGGCUGGGGAGAGCUUUUGGGUCGACGGUGCUGAUAAGACACAUAGUUUUGUGGUUGGGGAUGUUGUUUCUCAUCCUCGAAGUGAAGAUAUCGUGGUGAAAUUGAAGAGCUUGCAUGCAAGGAUAAAGAGCAAGCAUAAAAAGCUUACGAAGGUUGAGGAAGACGAUGACGAUGCGGAAGCUCAUAGUGAAAGAUUGGCUGUUGUUUUUGCCUUGACCAGCACAAGCAAAACUGCUACCGUCAGAAUCGUAAACAAUAUGAGAAUGUGUGAGGGCUGCCACAGGGUCUGUAAGGCCUUUGCAAAAUUGGAAGGGAGAAGGAUAAUUGUGAGAGACACAAGUGUUAUUCAUGUAUUUGACGGUAGAAAAGAAGAAUGCUCAUGUGGUGAUUCUUGGUAGUUCAAUUAAACUAUUACUUUUCAACUAGACAAUAUUGACUUUUGUUUGUU
This is a messenger RNA of Selaginella moellendorffii, 2829 nucleotides long. RefSeq names its product pentatricopeptide repeat-containing protein At3g26782, mitochondrial-like. Bases 2 to 2779 code for a protein of 925 amino acids. Lineage: Eukaryota; Viridiplantae; Streptophyta; Lycopodiopsida; Selaginellales; Selaginellaceae. Gene Ontology annotation, molecular function: RNA binding; protein binding; zinc ion binding. The record is from RefSeq and is a predicted model, not a curated record. The transcript has 2 exons. Gene Ontology annotation, biological process: RNA modification.